This is a messenger RNA of Aureococcus anophagefferens, 393 nucleotides long. RefSeq lists its product as hypothetical. The annotation marks the transcript as partial. The transcript has a single exon. The record is from RefSeq and is a predicted model, not a curated record. Lineage: Eukaryota; Pelagophyceae; Pelagomonadales; Pelagomonadaceae.
AGCGUGCGGCUGUCGAACAACCACAUCACGUCCGUCGAGGGCGUCGAGGGCGACGAGGGGUCGCGGCUGUCGACGGCGCUCGCCGACGUCUGCGCCGACAUCAACGCCCUGCGCUGGAUCGACGUGAGCUUCAACCAGAUUUCGAGGAUCGGCGACGCCUUCGCGCACUUUCCGCACGUCACCGUGCUCUAUUUGCACGCGAACAACAUCGCGUCGCUGAGCCAGGUCAAGGCCCUCGGCGAGCUCAAGGAGCUCCGGUCCCUGACGCUCCACGGCAACCCCAUCGAGGACAAGAAGCACUACCGCACCUUCGUGAUCCACACGAUCCCCACGCUCACGCAGCUCGACUUCUCCACGAUCACGCGCCAGGACCGCGAGACGGCCGCCGCCUGG